Molecule: messenger RNA, 1583 nt
Organism: Rubroshorea leprosula
Lineage: Eukaryota; Viridiplantae; Streptophyta; Magnoliopsida; Malvales; Dipterocarpaceae
Source: the annotation of a GenBank genome assembly
CCACAAACACUUGGAGAUCAAAGCCACAGUUGGUCUUCUUCGUUUCUUAGCUUUCGGUUUUGGACUCUUAUUUCAGAAAUUGUUUAAGCAUCGGCAAUGGCGACUCAGGUAGCCAAAACUGCGGCGUUAUUGGGUAGAACCCAGAAACUAUGCCCGCAUUGCCACCACCUGUUUGCGUUUUUGCCUCAGAGAGACAACUGCUGUCAAGAAUUGUUGUUUGGGUGGUUACAAAUCAGAGCAAUGACCACCAGUAAGCGAGUUCAGGAUCGAAGCAAGAACAAGAGAGUGCGUGAUCUUGAGAUUGCUACAGAGAAAUGGAAAAUAGUCUCCAAGGUGUUGUUUUUGAUGGAGGUUUUAAGGAAAGAACCCGAGAUGGUGAUCUGCGUCAGGUCAUUGGAGCAGUACAGGAAGCAAAUUAAUCUUCCAAAACCACAUAGGGUCAGUGAUUUUAUCAGAAAAUCGCCCAAGUUGUUUGAGUUGUAUGAGGAUCAAAGAGGGCUGUUGUGGUGUGGAAUGACCAAGGAAGCUGAGGAUUUGUUGGAAGAAGAGGAAAGGUUAAUCGAGGAGCGCUCGAGCAAAGCCGCAGAAUAUGUUACUAGGCUCUUGAUGAUGUCUGUCGAUAAAUGUCUUCCGCUGGAUAAGAUUGUGCAUUUUAGGAGGGACUUUGGGUUGCCUGUUGAUUUCAGGACGAAGUGGGUGCAUCAAUAUCCUCAAUACUUUAGGGUGGUGAAAUCUGGUGAUGGGGUUGAGUGUUUAGAGCUUGUAUCCUGGAAUCCAGCUUGGGCUAUUACAGAGUUAGAGAAGAAAGCUUUAGGCUUAACUGAUGGGAGUGACCAUACCCCAGGAUUGCUUUCACUGCCUUUUCCCUUGAAGUUCCCUCCUAACUACAAGAAGGUUUAUAGAUAUAGAGGCAAGAUUGAACAUUUUCAGAAGAGGUCUUAUUUGUCUCCAUAUGCCGAUGCAAGGGAACUUAAAGCUGGAUCUCUGGAAUUUGAUAAGAGAGCAGUUGCUGUUAUGCAUGAGCUACUUAGCUUUACCAUUGAGAAGAGAUUGGUUACUGAUCACCUCACUCAUUUUCGACGUGAACUAGUGAUGCCACAGAAGCUAAUGAGACUUCUUCUAAAGCAUUUUGGUAUCUUUUAUGUUUCUGAAAGGGGAAAGAGAUUCAGUGUCUUCUUGACUGAAACUUAUCAGGGAUCAGAGCUGAUAGAAAAGUGCCCUUUGAUUCUUUGGAAGGAAAAGAUCCAGAGCCUCACUGAUUACAGGGGGAAAAAGAAGCCACUUCCAACUUUUAGUGACUUAUCAGACAUGGAGGAUAAGAGUUUCUUUCAGAGUGAAUCUGAGGAUGAAAAUAUAUCUUCUCAAUUUGAGGAAGAGGAGAUCAUGGGUGGUCUAGAGAAUGCCUCAAGUGCAACAGACAAUGAAAUCCAGAUUGCUGAGAUUUGCAGUGCGUACAGAGAAAAGGAAAAUGGUACAUCUUGAAGUUAUUAGCUUCCACUUGCAAUUAACUUCUCUAGUUAUGGCUCAUUUUGAAAACAUCAUCCAUUUUGUUCAUUUCUUUUCAAUAAAAAGGAAUUUAUGCU